AUGGCACUCCUCUCCGCCGCUGCUGCUGCCGCCGCCGCCGUGUCCGGCAUGUACUUGGACGCCAAAUACUCGAUCGGCGAGGACGUGGAACAGAUGCGGGCGGGCAAACGCAUGCAGAAGCACGUCGAACAUUUGUACCGGCUGCACGGCGAGGAUGACUGGUCGUUCUACCACGUACUACACUCGACCUACGAGGCCAACCACCACAUUGACAGUGACAGCGGCCGCGCACAGGCUGAGGCCCUGGUGUUCGAGGAGCGCAGCUGGACCUACCGUCGGCUGCGCGAGGAAAUCGGCCGGUGGGCACAGGUGCUGCAGCAGCGUCUGGGAGUGCGCAACCGCAUGGUGGUCGGGCUGUUCAUCAACAACUCGCCCGAGUUCAUCUUCACCUGGUGGGCGCUGCAUAAGCUCGGGGCCAUCCCGGCACCCAUCAACACGUCGGUCACGGGCGACCAUGUCAAACACUGUCUCAAGGUCAGCGAGGCCGAGAUGCUCAUCUCCACCUACGAACUGGCCGCCGUCGUGGGCCAGACGUUCAACUUGAAUUUCCACUCCAACUUGGACCAGAACAACAGCCACAGCCCAGGCACCGAUGGUUCUAUCACGCCUGCUGCUUUCCCCCUCAACCCGUCAUGUCCGCGCCUCAGAUGUAUCGUCCUGUACGACCACAACACAUACCCAGCACCAGAUCAGCAGUGGACGUCAAGUAAUGGUGAUGACAAUGGCAAUGGCAAUACCAUCUCCAUCUCCGUGAUCCGACACGACGACCUCCCUCCUGUGGUGCCAGAAAUGGGCGAUUUCCCUGCGGCGUCCCGGCCCAAAGUGCUGCACACCGACCCAUGCCAGUACCUCUUCACUUCCGGCACGACGGGACUGCCCAAGGCACUGAUGUGGCCGGCGGGCUACAGUCUCUCGGCGACGUGUGCGGGCCGCUACCCGGGCAUGUACGACAAGCCACGCCGGUUCUACAUCUGCCUGCCCAUGUUCCACGGCACGGCGGCGUUUGCAGCGAUGCCACCCACGCACGCCACGUCCGGCACCAUCAUCCUGGCGCGGCGAUUCUCCCGGCGCGAGUUCUGGGCGGACGUGCGGCGCUCCCGGGCCAAUGCCAUCCUGUAUAUUGGCGAACUGCUGCGCUAUCUCGUGCAGGCUCCACCCGACCCUCGCUUUCCGGACGAGAAGGACCACGGCGUCGAAUUGGCCUUUGGCCUGGGCCUGUCGCCCACAGUGUGGCGCAGCGUGCGCGAGCGGUUUGGCAUCCCCUGGAUCGUAGAGUACUACUCGGCCAGCGAGUCCACCACGUCUCUGGUCAACUCGAACCGGAACGACCGCGGCAUCGGUAAGGUCUCGCAUUGGGGCCCGCUGAUGCGCCGCUUUGGCCAGGACACCUUUUACAUUGUCCGCACCGAUCUUGAAACGGGCGACAUUUGGCGAGACCCCAAGACGGGUUUCUGCCAAAAGACCCGCCCCGGCGAGGUCGGCGAGUCUAUCUGCCGCAUCGCCCCGCCCGUGCAGAAGAGACACGAUUACGUCGGCGAAGGCGGCAGCGAGGCCACGGAGAAGAAGGUGUUGAGAAACGUGUUUGCCAAGGGGGAUGAAUUCUUCCGGUUGGGAGAUGCCAUGGUCAUUGACCACGAAGGUUACAUCUCCUUCCACGACCGGCUAGGCGACACGUACCGGGCCAAAGGCCACAACAUCUCCACCACCGAGGUCGAGAGCUGUCUGGGGCGCCACCCCAACAUCGCCUCAGUCAAUGUCUACGCCAUCCCCAUGAACCGCUACGGAUAUGAUGGCCAACUAGGUUGCGCGGCCAUUACUUUUCGAGAGGGUCACAGCGAGACCAAUAACACCAAUAACACCAGCACCAUCGAACUCGACACGGUCCGCCAGCUGGAGAAAUGGGCCACCACUAACGAAACUGCCUCCUUGCCAUCAUACGCUGUGCCGCGGUUCCUACGCGUGCUCGUCUCUACAAAUACAGGACUAGAUGGCGCUAGUGGCGGUGCUGGUACUGGUGCUAGUGCUGGUGACGCAGACAGGGUGUCUCCGAUCAUGAAGAAGUUGAAAACUGGGCUUCGUCAAGAAGGCUUUUCAUUACCCUCCACCACCAAGGACAGAAUCUACUGGAUCGAAAAGGAAGGGAGUGGCUAUGUUCCGUUGACCAAGGAGGCCGAGCAGCUUCUCCUUUCCGGCAAGGCUCGGUUAUAG
Messenger RNA from Capronia epimyces CBS 606.96, 2208 nucleotides. RefSeq lists its product as uncharacterized. The record is from RefSeq and is a predicted model, not a curated record. Lineage: Eukaryota; Fungi; Ascomycota; Eurotiomycetes; Chaetothyriales; Herpotrichiellaceae. The transcript has 3 exons. Gene Ontology annotation, molecular function: long-chain fatty acid-CoA ligase activity; long-chain fatty acid transmembrane transporter activity. The coding region runs from base 1 to 2208 and encodes 735 amino acids.